CUCUCAUGGCAGGCUUAGGCGUCAGUUGCUGAAAAGUGGGGACAUUUCCGGAUGUCUUUGCAACAUUGAGAAGUUGUCUUAAGAGAGGCUGCACCCCAUUUGAGCACCAGGCCAGGAAAGGAAGGCCUGAGGGCAGCCCUACUCGGGGAGACACCUGCUGGUCCUCUCCCAGUCUCCUGGCAGCACUCACCGCCUCCUGGUUUGCAUCUGACCAUGUCCCUGGCUGAGGCCAUCAGCCUCUGGAAUGAAGGGGUGCUAGCAGCAGACAAGAAAGACUGGAAGGGAGCCCUGGAUGCCUUCACCGCCAUCCAGGAUCCUCACUCCAGGAUUUGCUUUAACAUCGGCUGCAUACACACAAUCCUGGAAAACAUGCUGGAGGCAGAGAAGGCCUUUGCUGCAAGCAUUAACCGAGACAAGCACUUGGCGGUGGCCUACUUCCAACGGGGGAUGCUCUACUACCGGAUAGAGAAAUAUGAUUCAGCUAUUAAAGACCUUAAAGAGGCCUUGACUCAGCUUCGAGGGAACCAGCUGAUAGACUACAAGAUCCUGGGGCUACAGUUCAAGCUGUUUGCUUGUGAGGUGUUAUAUAAUAUUGCUUUCAUGUAUGCCAAGAAGGAGGAAUGGAAAAAGGCUGAAGAACAUUUAGCAUUGGCUUCGAGCAUGAAGUCGGAGCCCAGACAUUCCAAAAUUGACAAAGCCAUGGAAUGUGUCUGGAAACAGAAGCUGUACGAGCCGGUGGUGAUCCCUGUGGGCAGGUUGUUUCGACCAAAUGAGAAGCAAGUGGCUCAGCUGGCCAAGAAGGAUUACCUGGGCAAGGCGACGGUCGUGGCAUCUGUGGUGGAUCAAGACAGUUUCUCGGGGUUUGCCCCUCUGCAGCCACAGGCAGCUGAGCCUCCGCCCAGACCCAAAACCCCAGAGAGCUUCAGGGCUCUGGAAGGGGAAGCUCACCGUGUGCUGUUUGGGUUUGUGCCUAAGACACCAGAGGAGCUCCAGGUCAUGCCGGGGAACAUCGUCUUUGUCUUGAAGAAGGGCAAUGAUAACUGGGCUACCGUCAUGUUCAACGGGCAGAAGGGGCUUGUUCCCUGCAACUACCUUGAACCAGUUGAGCUGUGGAUCCAUCCUCAACAGCAGUCCCAGGAGGAACCUUCCCCAGAGUCCGAUAUUCCAGCUCCUCCCAGUUCCGGUGCUCCCGGAAGGCCCCAGUCAACGCCAGGUCAGAAAGAAAAAGAAGAGCCCAAGGAAGUAAAGAUCAGUGUCCCCAGGCCCUACACGCUGAAAGUGCACUACAAAUACACAGUGGUCAUGGAGACGGAGCCUGGGCUCCCCUACAGCCAGGUGCGGGACAUGGUGUCUAAGAAACUGGAACUCCUGCCAGAACACACUCAGCUGAGCUAUCGGCCUAGGGACAGCAAUGAGCUGGUGCCCCUUUCACAAGAGAACAUGAAGGCUGCCUGGGGCCAAGUGAAAAACUACUGCUUGACCCUAUGGUGUGAGAGCACAGUGGGUGACCAAGGCUUCCCAGAUGAAUCCAAGGGAAGUGACAAAUCUGAUGCUAAUAACCUGACAAAAGAACCUCAGAUUAAGGAAGGGAGACAAGUGGUAGCACUCUUCAGUUAUGAGGCUACCCAACCAGAAGACCUGGAGUUUCUGGAAGGGGACAUAAUCCUGGUUUUAUCAAUGGUGAAUGAAGAAUGGCUGGAAGGGGAGUGCAAAGGGAAGAUUGGCAUUUUCCCUAAAGCUUUCGUUGAAGAACGUGCAACUACAGACUUGGAAAGCACUCCUAGAAGGGUCUAGGAUGUUUCAUAACCUACAAAGCUCAAGAAAAGGGAGUAGUAUCAUUUGCAAAAUGUAGCACGCCUCUGCAGUACACUGUACCAAGAAGUUACUGUUUGGAAAUAUUAUCUACAUUUCCCUGUUAAAAUUUAACCUAACAGACAACGAUGUGAGAACUUAGGAUGAUGAUUACCCUGGUGGGGUGGUGGGGUGAGGAGAGUGGUUGAAGUGUCUGGAAGAGCAUGAGGGGGCUUCUAGGGUGCUGAUAAUCUGUUUCUUGCUCUGAGUGCUGGCUACCCAGAUGUGUGUACUUUGUGAAAAUUCACCGAGUGGUUCACUUCUCUGUAUGUGUGAUACCUCAAUAAAAAACUUACAAAAACAAGACACCCAGCGUGCAGGCCCAAGGCCUAGGUGUAAAUACCCCUAUUUCUGUACCAUUAUUGUCACAGACUCCUAGAGCCUUACAGGUAAUUCAGACAGCACACACACAAAAUUAACUUUUCUUUUUUGUUAAAAGUCUCAUUGCUUAAACAGAACCUAGACUGAAUUAGGCUCCCAUGGAACAAGCUUCAAUUCCACAGAGAAUUAAAAUCCUAGAAUGACAUUCAUGCCUUCUCAGAGAGGGAUAACACUUAAGUGAUGAAAAGCAGCAGCGUUCAAGGAAGCCAGUUGGUUAGUAGUAUCCUAUUAGUUAACAUUUUAUAAUAUUUACUAUACUAAUAUACAUGGUAGAAUGCUAUGGUUUUAUUUACCAUUUAACCAAAUGGCCCAGUUUUUCAGGGUUAAACUGGGUGAAGGAUUCCAUAAAUACCAGACCUUAGGGACUAGCCUUAAUUCCUCUCCAUUCCUUCUUCUUGUAAAGUAGGUAUGGCUUUGUUAACAAUUUUUCAAGUGUGUAGGUGCUUGUGAAAACCAGAGUUAGGAAAUGAAGUGUAGAUUGAGUCAACACCUAGGUGAAAGGAUAGCUGACCAGUGUGAACACACAAACCGUUAAGCUAUGGCACGGCUCAGGGGACACUACUGAAGGCCUGGCAGGCUCCCACUGGAAAUUUUGGACGCAACUCAAAGAAACAUAAUCCCAAAGCUAAGAACACUAAUUACUGUUACUGCUGAUGAGACUUAGUGGAUUUUAUAGGCCAAAAGGAUAAACUAUCUCUGAAAUGCCUUAUUAACAGUGACAAUAGGGACAAAAAUGGUAGGUUGUUAACUCCUUUGCAUGAACCAUUCUUUCUUUAUUAAAUAAAAGAAUUUUGACAGUUA
Messenger RNA from Equus caballus (horse), 3033 nucleotides. It is a transcript of the gene NCF2, whose product is annotated as neutrophil cytosolic factor 2. Gene Ontology annotation, molecular function: superoxide-generating NADPH oxidase activator activity; protein binding. Gene Ontology annotation, biological process: superoxide anion generation; respiratory burst; phagocytosis. Lineage: Eukaryota; Metazoa; Chordata; Mammalia; Perissodactyla; Equidae. The record is from RefSeq and is a predicted model, not a curated record. Gene Ontology annotation, cellular component: NADPH oxidase complex.